Molecule: messenger RNA, 2649 nt
Organism: Varroa destructor (honeybee mite)
Lineage: Eukaryota; Metazoa; Arthropoda; Arachnida; Mesostigmata; Varroidae
Molecular function (GO): mRNA binding; metal ion binding
Source: RefSeq, a predicted model, not a curated record
GAACGGGCGCUGUGGGCGUUCAGCGGUUCCGUCUAGUAUGCCACCGUACCAUGUUUCGAAAUUAUCAUACCUACUGCACGGGACGAAUCGCAACGACAACGACACGCUGCGCGGAGUUACGUGCAUCUGGAACUUUCAUAAAUUCAUGUGACACAGAGGACCGAACAUCUUGAUACAGACAUAAAAGUCAUUAUAAUUUCGGCAGUGCUACGGAGAAGUGCUUGCUUAAAGUUCACCUGUAAGAUUUGGUGAACCAAUUCGACCCUAACGCAAUAAUACGAAGUAUAACCUCAAGAAUAUUUAUCAAGUUUGGCCUAAUGCACCUGGACAAGCAUCUUGACAAUACAAGUGACCCUUCUAUGACACCGAUGAUACCCCGAGGUCGCACAAGGCCACAUCUCACUCAAAAACAAAAAGUGAAAACUGAACUUUGCAGAAAUAUAGCAGAGGCAGGAAGGUGCCAGUACCAGGAUCGUUGUUUAUUUGCCCACUCCGAGCGCGAACUUCGACAGAGACCCACCAAUCCCAAAUUCCGCAAAGAUAAAUGCAAAACUUUCCAUAAUGAGGGUUUCUGUGGUUACGGAACUCGUUGCAGUUUCAAACAUGUAAUACAAGACGAACUGAUCACCCAGCUCAACAAGAUGGUCGAAAACUUUUGGCGAUGGAAAGAAAGCACUCAGACUUGUAGGGAAAUGAAUCGAACAGAAUUAAAUAUGGAGCCUUGCAAUCGCCGCUUUCAAUAUGCGCCAAAAAAAAACACCGAAUUCAUCGCGUUGAGUAGAAGCUGAAAGAUAUUACUGCCGAAACGUGAACAACGAGCAAGGCCUCACCUAAAGUUUAGGGUUUUUUUUCAUAAAAAAAUAAUUUAAUCAUACAAAAAAUUACUGCAUGGUUACAAAAAUACCCCCAAGAUACCGAUCCUAUAACAUGUGGUUCUAUAGGAAAUAUUACAAUAAGUGACGCGGGUUUCUACUUGUAGUGUCGUUUUAAAUAGUUUUAAAAGAAUUGUUAGAAAGUAACUGCCCAAAAUUCCAAGAGCCCCUCGACCUUAAUCUCUAGUAUUCUUUUCUAAAGAAAAUAUUUAUAAACCAUAUUUAAGUUCAAAUCUGACUCUAUAUGUACUUCAAAUGCUUUAGUCUCUUGACCCUUUACCACUACCACUAUCAUUACUACUAUUACUACUUAGUUAAAGCUAUCCUAACUUGGCAAGUUAAGGAAUCCGUAUGCUGUUAGAUAGCUAUAUAUAUAUAUGAUCAUACAUUGUAAAAAAGUUUUUACUUGCUGAUGUUUAUAAACCUACAUAUUAGAUCAACUAAUGACCUAUUGGUAAUUGAACAUAAUUGAAAUAUUGCUUUCAGUUUCUCUGGAACAAUAUGUAGACAGAGAAAAAAGAAAAAAAACUGUUUUAAGCAAAUCUAGGGCUCCCGUACAGAACCUGGACUCAAAUGUUGAUUCACGAAAAUGAAUAUGAUGCAAUGUUGACCUUCCUAGGGUUAAGAAGCCGUAACAAAUAAUUGUUUUUCAAAAAGUUGUCCAUUCGUUGAACGACAGCUUCCGUUCAAUGAGUUUUUUUUAUCUGUUAAGUUAUAGGCUACGGACUAGCAUCAAACAAAGGAUUCGAUCGCCGCAGACGUAGGAAAAGCGAACACAGAAUAGUAGUCAAAAGUUGGCAGUCCAUGUUGUUUUCGACUAAGUAACGUAUGAUAUACACAAAGAAAUAUUUAUAACAAAGUAUAUACUUAGUUGUAAGUGGUAUCCAGCAUUCGUGACACACAAAUGCGAAAUGUUACUUCUCUCUAUCAUUAAACGCUUUGGUACUUUGUUCUGGCUUGAUAUCAUCUUCAACUGAGUCGCGCCAGAUAUCAUUACAACGGCAGUAUUAAUACCAUAUCUUCACUUAAUAUGCCUUCAUUAUAGUACGUUAUUAAUAUAGCGGCUAGAUUGAAUCCAUUUGUGUAUUACAUCACAUUAGAAUCACUGCAUAAAACCGGUCCGAUGACCCAAAACAGGGGGUGAAACUUAGAAUACUGUAAGUGCACCGAGCUGACACACUUAAAUCGAAAUGUUCAUCAAAAUAAAGGAUUCAUUUCAUCCCAAGGAACAUGGCAUCUUUUUGCAAAACAUUUUAGCACAUCUUCAAGUCAUGUCAAAACCGCCUCUAUAAAGUCAAAUAUUUUAGUGUUGUCUAUCCUAGUAGACCAAAUGAGCUCACUGAACAAAAAAAGAAAGAUAAAUUUAUCAUGGAGCUCAUAAGUCAAACAGAGUAACAUAUCUACGAGGCCAAGUUGUAGUUUUUUUGAAAAAACUUAGGUUCCAGGUUAUUCGAAAAAGUUCUCAUUAUUUUCUUAAGCAUCGACAACUAUAUGGAUAACACUUUCUAUGCCACUUGAUUGUUCUACUAACUUGUGUCCAAGGAUAUAUAUUUACAAGAUGCUAGAUGAACGUAUUCUGUAGGUGAACGUACACCAUAUAGAUGUUUCAUAUUAUAAAGAAUAAGCUUGCACAUAGGCAAUUUCGGACAUAAAUUGUUUCGAGCUGUGUAUUUGUAUUACUCCAGUUAUAUAAUAAGCACCACAUAAUUCAAUUAAGCUUAAAACUAUUGAUUUUUACGGAUAAGCAACUAGAACUUACAUUUACAUAGUAAAGCUA